GGUUGUUGGGUUCUUGAAUCAAUUAGUCCACGUGGGUUGUUUAUGCUCUUCACAUUAUGGCCAUAAUUGGUUGACAAAAUCGGGAAUAAGCAAAAAGAAAUAUGCACUUUUUCGUUUUUCAUUCACUAUAAAGCCUGAAUCUUACUCCUUCCGUUUCCACCAAAUUCUCUGUGUGCUGCCUGCCUGCCCUUUUCCUUGUAGCACAGAGCCCAUUGGCGUGCGGGAGAAGCAGAUUUCAGAGCAGAUUCAUGGAGGGUGCCAUGAGGAAGACGAUGAGCAGUGGUAGUGUUCAUAUGGAGAUGGAAGACAUUGACAACAAGUUUCAGGAAGCGUAUGGGGAACAUAACGCCACAGAAGACCAGCUCAUUACCCCCUGGACUGUCUCUGUUGCUAGUGGCUACUCGUUGCUGCGUGAUCCCAUCUACAACAAGGGCCUUUCCUUUACUGAGAAAGAGAGAGAUGCUCAUUACUUGCGUGGCUUGUUGCCGCCUGCACUUUUUGAUCAGGAGCUUCAGGAAAGGAGGAUGAUGCACAAUCUUCGCAACUAUGAUGUUCCUUUGCACAGAUAUAUUGCCUUGAUGGAUCUUCAGGAGAGAAAUGAAAGGCUGUUCUACAAGCUUCUCAUCGAUAAUGUUGAAGAACUGCUUCCAGUUGUGUACACUCCAACUGUUGGCGAAGCUUGCCAGAAGUAUGGGAAAAUUUACAGGCGACCUCAGGGCCUUUUCAUCAGUUUGAAAGAGAAGGGAAAGAUUCUUGAAGUUUUGAAGAACUGGCCUGAAAGGAACAUUCAAGUUAUUGUUGUGACUGAUGGAGAGCGGAUUCUAGGCCUUGGGGACUUAGGAUGCCAGGGCAUGGGGAUCCCUGUCGGAAAGCUUUCUUUGUAUACAGCACUUGGAGGAAUUCGACCCUCAGCUUGCUUGCCAAUCACGAUAGACGUCGGUACGAACAACGAGCAGCUUCUGAACGAUGAGUUUUACAUUGGCCUUAGACAUAAACGAGCCAGAGGACAGGAAUACAUGGAACUUUUAGAUGAGUUCAUGUAUGCAGUAAAGAAGAACUAUGGAGAGAAAGUCCUUGUACAGUUUGAAGAUUUUGCAAACCACAAUGCAUUCGAGUUGCUUGCGAGAUAUAGCUUGUCACACCUCGUGUUCAACGACGACAUUCAGGGUACGGCAUCUGUCGUUGUAGCAGGACUACUUGCAGCUCUUAAACUUGUUGGAGGGACAUUAGCUGAGCAUACUUUCUUGUUCCUUGGAGCUGGAGAGGCUGGGACUGGUAUAGCUGAGCUUAUUGCUUUGGAGAUUUCAAAACAGACUGGAGCUCCAGUUGAAGAGACUCGCAAGAAUAUUUGGCUUGUGGACUCAAAGGGGCUGAUCGUUCGAUCCCGCUUCGAAUCCCUUCAACAUUUUAAGAAGCCUUGGGCUCAUGACCAUGAAUCUAUCAAGGAUCUUCACGACGCCGUCCAGGCAAUCAGGCCAACUGUGUUGAUAGGAACAUCUGGUGUUGGGAAGACAUUUACAAAGGAAGUUGUGGAGGCCAUGGCAUCCUUCAAUGAGAAACCGCUGAUCCUUGCUCUCUCAAAUCCUACAUCACAAUCGGAGUGUACAGCUGAAGAAGCUUAUACAUGGAGCCAGGGCCGGGCGAUCUUUGCUAGUGGAAGUCCAUUUGAUCCUGUUGAAUAUGAUGGGAAAGUUUUUGUGCCUGGCCAGGCCAACAAUGCUUACAUAUUCCCUGGAUUUGGCUUGGGUCUGAUCAUGUCAGGCACGAUUCGUGUGCACAAUGACAUGCUCUUGGCAGCCUCUGCGGCUCUGGCUGCCCAAGUGAGUCAGGAAAACUAUGAUAAGGGAUUGAUUUACCCUCCUUUUACCAACAUCAGAAAGAUAUCUGCUAACAUUGCUGCUAAAGUUGCUGCUAAGGCUUAUGAACUUGGUCUGGCUUCUCGUCUUCCUCGACCGAAGGAUCUCGUAAAAUUUGCAGAGAGCUGCAUGUACAGCCCCCGCUACCGUAGCUACCUUUAAGCGAGUAUUGUAGGUUCAGUCUUUAAAAAGUUUCCACAUAUUUGCUUUCUAGUCCUGGAAUUAGCAUAGGACAUGCCUUCAAGAGGCUGUUGCUUCUGUCUCCUAAUGUCCUGUUUCUGAAGUUGUCUGUCUCUUGUAUAACAUUCAUUUGAUAUUCAGACUGAAGAAGAAUGUAUUAGGCAUUUCCAAUACAUUGCCUCAACUCACUCUUAUCUUAC
This is a messenger RNA of Cucurbita maxima (winter squash), 2236 nucleotides long. RefSeq names its product NADP-dependent malic enzyme-like. The record is from RefSeq and is a predicted model, not a curated record. NCBI's taxonomy places the organism in Eukaryota, Viridiplantae, Streptophyta, Magnoliopsida, Cucurbitales, Cucurbitaceae. The transcript has 19 exons. Bases 249 to 2018 code for a protein of 589 amino acids. Gene Ontology annotation, cellular component: chloroplast. Gene Ontology annotation, biological process: malate metabolic process; pyruvate metabolic process. Gene Ontology annotation, molecular function: NAD binding; malate dehydrogenase (decarboxylating) (NADP+) activity; malate dehydrogenase (decarboxylating) (NAD+) activity.